UAUUAUUCAUUUCAAAAUAAGAAAGAUUAAUAUAAUAAUAUAGCAGAGAUUCUGAGAAGAAUUUCGAUUCAUCUAUUUAUCUAUCUAUACAUAUAUAUAUAUAAAUAAAAGACGAAAAAGACGAUUCUUAGUUGCAUCAAAACAAAAUAUCAUUUAUAUUAAUAUCAUAUAUUUCCACCACGGCUACCGGUACAAGAUCUCAAGUUAAAAAAUAUAAUAAAAAAUUACUACCAUAUACCAUUAUUACUAAUCCAUUAUCUCAUAUAAUUGCAACAACUAAUUCAAUUGUUAAUCCAACAUUUAAUACACAAACAAUGGCUGAUCAAACAUUAUUAGCAAAAGCUCGAAAAGCUCGAUUUGAUGAUUUACCAAAUUUUUCAGGACAUCCUUCUGAGGAUGUCGAACGAUUUUUAAAAUGUAUUAAAAAUAUUACAAAAGCCAAUGCUGAAUCAGAAAAUAAAGAAAUUCUUGAAAUUGUACGUGGUAAAUUAACCCAAUCAGCAGGCUUAUGGUUUGAUAACAAUGAACAUAAUUUUAAAAAAUGGUCAGAUUUCGAAGUUCAAUUUCGAAAUCGUUAUUUUUCAACAACAAUGAUUCAUAAAAAGUUUGAUCAAUGA
This is a messenger RNA of Rotaria sp. Silwood1, 617 nucleotides long. The record is from the annotation of a GenBank genome assembly. Lineage: Eukaryota; Metazoa; Rotifera; Eurotatoria; Philodinida; Philodinidae.